Messenger RNA from Synchytrium microbalum, 459 nucleotides. RefSeq lists its product as uncharacterized. Gene Ontology annotation, cellular component: CCAAT-binding factor complex. Gene Ontology annotation, molecular function: DNA-binding transcription activator activity, RNA polymerase II-specific; RNA polymerase II cis-regulatory region sequence-specific DNA binding; protein heterodimerization activity. The transcript has 3 exons. Gene Ontology annotation, biological process: regulation of transcription by RNA polymerase II. Bases 1 to 459 code for a protein of 152 amino acids. The record is from RefSeq and is a predicted model, not a curated record. Lineage: Eukaryota; Fungi; Chytridiomycota; Chytridiomycetes; Synchytriales; Synchytriaceae.
AUGGCAGAAGCCAGCUCCUCCAAAGCUUCUGGUUCAGCAGGCGAAGGCCCAGACACGAUUGAUGCUCGAGAACAUGAGCGUCUGCUACCUAUAGCCAAUGUAGCAAGAAUCAUGAAGAGAGCUCUACCUGAAAAUGCUAAAAUCGCCAAGGACGGGAAGGAAUGUGUUCAAGAAUGUGUAUCUGAAUUCAUUUCGUUUAUUACAUCUGAAGCUGCUGAUCGAUGUCAACAAGAAAAGCGCAAGACAAUCAAUGGGGAUGAUGUGUUGUGGGCCAUGCAGUCAUUAGGAUUUGAGAAUUAUCGAGAGACUUUGUCGAUAUAUUUGCACAAGUAUCGUGAGUCUGCUAAAAUUGAAAAGGCAGCAACAGCUGCUCCACCAGCCAAUAUGACACCACCGCCUCAAAUACAACAGCACGAUCCACAUUAUCAACUGCAGGAGAAUGAAGUCUUUUAUGAAUGA